Messenger RNA from Necator americanus (New World hookworm), 681 nucleotides. RefSeq lists its product as uncharacterized. Gene Ontology annotation, cellular component: endoplasmic reticulum; endoplasmic reticulum membrane. The record is from RefSeq and is a predicted model, not a curated record. Bases 1 to 681 code for a protein of 226 amino acids. Gene Ontology annotation, biological process: intracellular protein transport; endoplasmic reticulum to Golgi vesicle-mediated transport. The transcript has 6 exons. NCBI's taxonomy places the organism in Eukaryota, Metazoa, Nematoda, Chromadorea, Rhabditida, Ancylostomatidae.
AUGACAUGGAUGAUGGUUGCAGUAGGAAUGACGCUUCAGUGGUCAAUUAUCGCCUUCGUUCUCUACGUUGAGAUCGCCGUCACGUUUAUACUACUACUUCCAUGGAUCCGGCCAUCUCUGUGGAGCAAGCUAUUCAAAAGCCGCCUCAUAACAUCUCUGAGUGCACAUGCUCAAAUUUACUCCUAUGCUGGAGCCUUCGUGCUUUUCAUUCUGUUCGCUGAUGCUGUUCGCGAAGUUAAUAAAUACUCGCACGUCGAAGUUGCAUUGGAAUCGUCGGUGCGGCAUGCCGCCGAUGCGGAUGCAGUUAUACAUAUGAGAUUGUUUCGCGCUCAACGAAACUUCUACAUCUCCGGAUUCGCCCUUCUGCUUUUCCUCGUCAUCAAACGUAUUAUGGGUCUAAUCAGUCGCGGAGCCCAACUCGAAGCUGCUAGUGAAGCUGCAAUGAGACAAGCCGAAAGUGCUUCAAAGGCUGCAAAAACGCUCAUGAAUGCUGGUGGUGAAGGAGAAGUCGCUGAAUUGAACCGCAAGAUCGAUGAGCUGGGCACUGAGCUGAAAAAGACGCAAAUAGAUCGUGACACGCUUCGCAAACAGGCUGAAUCUCUCCAGAAAGAAUACAAUCGUGUAUCAGAUCUCUUGGUGCAGUACGAAGGUGGCGACCAUGCUAGCAAGAAAGACGAUUGA